This is a messenger RNA of Coregonus clupeaformis (lake whitefish), 937 nucleotides long. It is a transcript of the gene camk2n1, whose product is annotated as calcium/calmodulin dependent protein kinase II inhibitor 1. Lineage: Eukaryota; Metazoa; Chordata; Actinopteri; Salmoniformes; Salmonidae. The transcript is spliced from 2 exons. Gene Ontology annotation, molecular function: protein kinase binding; calcium-dependent protein kinase inhibitor activity. The record is from RefSeq and is a predicted model, not a curated record. The coding region runs from base 445 to 678 and encodes 77 amino acids. Gene Ontology annotation, biological process: negative regulation of protein kinase activity.
GGAUCCGUGUUUUGCAUCGCUCCUCAAUUUGCAUUUCUUCCUCAGAUUUUCCGUGCGGCGCUCCAGCGGUUCCUCUAGCUAGAAGAAGGCGUACCACCGUGGCAAUAUACAUGCGCCCUGCGUUUCCAAAACAAUACGCACAGUAGAACCCAUUGGAACAUUUGAAUAAUGUUGCCGAAGCUUUCCGAAAGUAGAAAUUGAGCGUUUCUUUUAUCAAUUUGGAUCAAUCGCGUUUGGUUGCGCACCAGACAAGACACGUGCCUUCGAGGUAAACAGACGGCAGGACUGGGCAGCCAGAUAGUAGCCUUCGUUAUAUUGUUUUUCUCCUACGUUAUAAGCGGCUAUACGCGGUUAUAACGCCACCAUAGUGGUCGUAGACGUCGAGCGGAGGUACAUUUUGUUUUCGUUUGUGCACCUUGGUUGAUCAUUGAGACGCAGUUGGACAUGUCGGAAGUACUACAAGACAAAAUGAGUCAUUAUGGAAAUGAGGAUGACGAGGGACACCUUUCCUUCACCUGUCGCCUCCAAGACACCAACAACUUCUUCAGCGGUUCGCAGGGGGGAAAACGCCCGCCCAAACUUGGACAGAUAGGCAGAAGCAAACGAGUUGUCGAGGACGAGAACGGCGUUGACGAGGCGCUAAAAAACGGGACAGAGAAAACACAGACAGAGGCUUAAACACAUCACCCCCCGGAAGGACAUUGAUUCUCAUUUUCUAUUUGAUAUUUACAAUCCAAAGACACUGUAUAUAAGCACUUUUACCCCAUGUGGCAGCAAGCACUUCCAGUCCCAUCUCCUCUCUCUCCCAGUCCUCAUGAUGAUCUCCUGGGACGUUUACUGGCAGGAUGGGGAAGCAGCCGAGAUGGAGACAGAAGCAGAGAUGGAGACAGAAGCAGAGAUGGAGACAGAGGCGGAGACAGAGAGAGAGAUGAAGACA